Messenger RNA from Lathyrus oleraceus (garden pea), 1628 nucleotides. RefSeq names its product spermidine hydroxycinnamoyl transferase. The record is from RefSeq and is a predicted model, not a curated record. Gene Ontology annotation, molecular function: acyltransferase activity, transferring groups other than amino-acyl groups. Lineage: Eukaryota; Viridiplantae; Streptophyta; Magnoliopsida; Fabales; Fabaceae. The coding region runs from base 25 to 1422 and encodes 465 amino acids. The transcript has a single exon.
AAAGCCAUAACUCAAGAAAAAAAAAUGGUGGUGAGUAUCAUAUCUCAAUCCAUUGUUAUCCCUUCCAAACCAACCCCUAAUCCAAAACUCUUUUCAUUAUGUGAACAAAUCAAGCUUCGUACUCAUGCUCCUCUCCUCUACGUUUACAACCCUCAUAACAACAUAUCAACCUUUCUUGAAACACUUAGAAACUCUCUUAGCCAUGUUUUGGUUAUUUACUAUCCACUAGCUGGAAGGUUGAGUUGGAUCAAAGAUAAAAGGUGGGAACUUAAUUGCAACGCUAAAGGAGCAAUUCUAUUAGAAGCUAAAUGUGAAACUAACUUGAAAGAUUUGGGUGAUUUUGUGCCAACUAAUUUGGUGUCACAACUCAUACCAAACAUUAAUUAUGAUGUUCCAAUUGAGGAUGUUCCAUUAUUGGUGGUGCAACUUACGAGGUUCCGUUGUGGCGGUUUUACGUUAGGCGUUGCUUUAUGUCGAGCCGCGACGGAUGGAAUGGCUACCAUGCACUUCAUGAGCGCAUGGGCUAAGUUGGCGCGUGGGGAGUAUGUGGACCCUAAUGACUUUCCGUGUCAUGAUCGAAUUUUGUUAAAUUCACGUAAAUCAACAAAUUCAUCAAUAUUGCAUCGUCAUCCGGAGUUUGAAGCGCCUCCAAAUUGGAUGUCUCAUGACUCGGGAGACAAUAAAGAAACUAGUGUUACUAUUAUGAAACUCAAGCGAGAACAAAUUUUAAAACUUAAGAAAAAUAUUGAUUCUCACCUGAGUUUUCAAUCCACCUCCAAAGAUGUUUCUAGAACAAAACCUUUUACAACUUUCGAGGUUAUUGCAGGACAUCUUUGGAGGUGUGUCACUAAAUCACACUACUCGCGUGGAAGUAGUGACCAACCGACAAGGCUGUCCACUUUGGUUAAUUGUAGAAAUCGUUUAAAACCACCUCUUCCUAGUAGUUACAUUGGAAAUACAGCAUUUCCGACCGUGACACCAACUCGCUCCUUUAACGAUCUUAUUUGCAAACCUUUGGGUUACGCGGUGGAAGAUGUUAGGAACGCACUUGAGAGGGUGACAGGAGAGUAUGUAAUGUCAGCACUUGAUUAUAUAGAUAGUGAGAAGGACAUGAAAUUAUUAAGAUAUAACUUUCACUACCCUGCAAAGAGUGUGUGUGAGGAGGGAGAAUACAAAGGGAGUCCAAAUUUAUUUGUUGUGAGUUGGAUGAAUUUUUCAUAUAAAGAAGCAGAUUUUGGGUUGGGAGAACCUUUUUAUUUUGGGCCAGGGUACAUGGAUUCUGAAGGAAAGGCAUUUGUUAUGAAUAAUAACAAUGGUGAUGGUGUUGUGGUGGCAAUUUCUUUGGAGGCAUCUUAUAUGGAUAUAUUUAAGAAGUUCUUUUAUGAGGAUAUCAAUGAGGUGUUUUGUAGUUCUAAAUUGUGAUGGGUGUGGUCCAUCUAAAUUUGGUUAGUUGAAUUUCAAAGUCAUGGAUAAAGAGUUUUGGUUGUAUUACUAAAUAAUGUUGGCAAAGAAAGUAGUGCGGUUGUUUUGAUAAUGUUUGCUUACAUUAUUAAAUGUUUAAUUUUGAGAUAAGUUUUGACUUGAAAAUUCAGAAUUAAUAUCACCCAAAUCUGUUGAAAGGUGGCUUA